Molecule: messenger RNA, 1059 nt
Organism: Hyaloperonospora brassicae
Lineage: Eukaryota; Oomycota; Peronosporomycetes; Peronosporales; Peronosporaceae
Source: the annotation of a GenBank genome assembly
AUGAGCCUCAAUGAACACGACGUGGUCUUGCCAGGACUCAUGGACAUGGAGGAGACGCCGCCACCGACGAGGCCACCGCUGGUAUUGAGGGCACUGAAUGAACAGCCGAACGAAGUCGUAGUGAAGCGAAACCAGUCCAAGUACGACUUUGUGAAGGUGCGCGUGUGGGUGGAAGACCACGUGUACGUCUUGUCACGCUACUUGCUGUGUCGCGCACUGGUCAGCGCCAAGAUCAAUUCGAGGGACGCCGUGCAGAUUUCGCUCGACUUGAAAAGGACGCUGGUGGACUUGAACGUCACGGAUAUUGGGCAGGAGCAAUUUGAGGACUUUUUGUAUAAAACCAUGUUAGUGUUUGGGUAUGGAGAACCGCAGAUCUCGUGUUAUCGGAUGAUGUCCAGCUUUCAUCGCAAUCGGGUCCCGCUGCUCAUUAUGUUAGCCGGCACCGCUUGCAUCGGCAAAUCCACUUUGGCAACAAAACUGGCUGAUCGCCUGAAUCUCUCGAGCGUCUUGCAGACGGAUCUAAUCUUUGAGCUCAUGUGCAACUUUUCAGGACAGGAAAAGACUUCGUACAUCACGACGACGUUUGCAUCGACCACCGGCCUUAUCGAGGAGUACCAGAAGGAGUGCAAAGUGGUGCGCAAGGGCGUGGAGUCUGACAUUAACAAGUGUCUGAAAGAUGGAAAGUCGCUCAUUAUUGAAGGGUUCCACAUCGAUCCGCGUUUGUACCAGAAGACAAUCAGUGCAUCCGAAGAGAACAGCAGCGCCACCACUUGUUCCGGCAUCGUCAUUCCCUUUCUGCUCACGCUGGACGAAGCCGAUCACCACAAUUUCAUGACGAAUUCUCCUGACCCGCGAUACCGCGGCGACCAAAGUGCAAGUGGGUUCCGCAACUUGCAGGACGUGCAGAAGUAUUUAGUGUCGCACCGUCGAGAAGAAGCGAUGCUUCCGUUCACGGAGAUUCGCAUCGACCUCCACUCCUUUCACGGCACACUGGACCACCUCCACGACGUUGUACUGGAGCGCAUUAAGGAAGUGUUUGUGAGCAUGACAUCGACGUGA